ACUGAUUUCCUCUCCACUGUCACGUCUGUGUUGGUAGGUUUCUUCUUUCUCCUUACCCUCCUUGGCUCAGGAUCCUCCUUCUUCCCUUACAAUGCCGCCAUUUCAGUCUGUUCAGCUUCGGAGGAUCUUACUUCGAUCCCUCUGUUCUCAAUCUUCACCGUUCGCUCCAUGUUAUUUGCUUGAACUUCGUCCUCCAUUUCCAUCUCAACCCACUUCCAACCCCUUCCCCCUCGGCCACUCUCAAUCUGCCACUGUGUUCACUGCACCUUCACUGUCUCUCUCCAGAUCUUUUUCAUCAGAGCCCUCCCAAUCUUCAAUUCAGGGCCUCCCGGAAGACGUAGAUCCUAUUGCCCAAUCCCUCUCCAAUGAGCUUCUCAAGGACCCAGACUCCGACCCUCUCUCUGUAACACAACGCCUUCAGCUCGGCUUCUCUCACAUCACGCCGACUGCGGAACUUGUUCUUCAAACCCUCAAUAUCUCCCCUGAAGCUGGCCGUACAGUGUUAGGGUUUAGCCAAUGGCUGGUUGUAAACCCUAACUUCACCCACAAUGAUGAGACGCUGUCUUAUUUCGUUGGCUAUUUCGGCCGUCGCAAAGACUUUAAGGCAACCCAUGAGGUUCUCGUCGGUGGGCGUGCUAUCGCCGGGCCUAAAACCCUAGAGGCUGCGAUUGAUCGGCUUGUGCGUGCGGGUCGUCCCACCCAGGCUGUUUCGUUCUUCGAGAGAAUGGAGACGGAUUACGGGUUGCAGCGUAAUCACGAUUCAUUGAGGUUAAUCGUGGAAAAGCUUUGUGAAAAAGGGUAUGCGAGUUAUGCGGAGAAAAUGGUGAAGAAUCUGGCCAACGAGUUCUUUCCUGAUGAACGCAUCUGUGAUCUGCUAAUCAAGGGUUGGUGUGUUGAUGAGAAACUGGACGAAGCUCGAAGACUAGCUGGAGAAAUGUAUCGUGGAGGGUUUGAACUCGGGACAUCUGCGUAUAACGCCAUUCUUGAUUGUGUAUGCAAGCUUUGUAGAAAAAAGGAUCCAUUUCGCAUUGAUUCUGAGGCUGAGAAGGUACUUGUGGAUAUGGAUUAUAACGGAGUUCCAAGAAAUGUGGAAACUUUCAAUGUAUUGAUAUCUAAUUUGUGUAAGAUUAGGAGAACUGAAGAUGCAAUGAAAUUGUUUUACAGAAUAGGAGAAUGGGGUUGCCAUCCAGAUGCGACCACGUUUCUUAUUCUAACUAAGAGUUUGUACCAGGCUGCAAGAUUAGAAGAGGGGGAUGAAAUGAUUGACAGGAUGAAAUCUGCCGGGUUUGGUGAAGCUGUUGAUAGGAAGGCUUACUAUCAGUUCCUGAAGAUUUUGUGUGGCAUUGAGAGAAUUGAUCAUGCAUUGAGUGUUUUUGCGAAGAUGAAAGCAGACGGAUUUGAACCGGGUAUCAAAACUUAUGAUUUGUUGAUGGGGAGAUUAUGUGCCCAUAAUCGCAUUGACAAAGCUAAUGCACUCUUCAAUGAAGCUCAAAGAAGGGGGGUGCCUGUGACACCAAAGGCAUAUAAGAUAGAGGCCAGGUAUACGAAGAAGCCGAAGGCUGUGAAGAGUGAGAAGAAAAAGCGAGAGACUCUGCCUGAGAAAAUGGCGAGGAAGAGAAGACGUCUAAAACAGAUUCGACUGAGUUUCGUGAAGAAACCGAAACGAAUGAUGGGUCGAGCAUAUUGAUGUCGUUUGUUAUGGUUUACUGACAUUAUUUUGUUGAUUUAAUCACAACCGUUAUGGAAUUUGAGGAUGGGAGAGAAUUACAAUCAUUGUUUACUUUGUGUCAAAUUUAGUUAUAAUCCCAGCCCGCAUCUUCUGAAAUAAACCCGUGCUUGGUCUCAGUUUCUUGGAACUGGAAUCAUUGCUGGUUGGGAACAUGGAAGAGGAAAUGUUCCUAUGAUCUUCUCAAGGUGCCCGACACAGGGACAUGCCUUGAUCCAGGGUGUGCUCCUGCCUCUGUUAUAGUCUUAUAGAUGCUCUUAUCCAAGUUACCGGGUUGGUUGUAAAAUGGAAGCCAUUUUUUUCUGGUUCAGUAGUGUAAGACUAAGGCCUGUGGCUUACGGGGAAGAUGUAGACCCGCCGUCGAGUCGUUGACCUCCCUGAUGCGCCACGCACUCGUAUUUUGUUUUGGUUAUUUUUGGAUUAUCCUGUUAUACAAGAGGACAUACGACUUCGGAAUCUGAGGAGGAAGAACAGGGCCAGAGAUGGCCAUGUGGCCCAAUGAAAGGAAAAUUAUGGCCCCAAA
Messenger RNA from Neltuma alba, 2249 nucleotides. Its product is annotated as pentatricopeptide repeat-containing protein PNM1, mitochondrial. Lineage: Eukaryota; Viridiplantae; Streptophyta; Magnoliopsida; Fabales; Fabaceae. The transcript has a single exon. Gene Ontology annotation, molecular function: mRNA binding; protein binding. The coding region runs from base 92 to 1687 and encodes 531 amino acids. The record is from RefSeq and is a predicted model, not a curated record.